Messenger RNA from Musa acuminata subsp. malaccensis (wild Malaysian banana), 879 nucleotides. RefSeq names its product myb-related protein MYBAS1. The record is from RefSeq and is a predicted model, not a curated record. Lineage: Eukaryota; Viridiplantae; Streptophyta; Magnoliopsida; Zingiberales; Musaceae. Gene Ontology annotation, molecular function: DNA-binding transcription factor activity; sequence-specific DNA binding. Gene Ontology annotation, biological process: regulation of DNA-templated transcription. Gene Ontology annotation, cellular component: nucleus.
AAUCGACAGAAGAAGAGAGGGGGGGAAGUACGAGCGCGUACGUGCGCAACUCGGUGAUGGUGCCGCCUGCGAUGGAAGCGACGCAGCCGAGGAAAGGGCCGUGGACGGAGCAGGAGGACCUCCAACUGGUAUGGUUUGUGCGCUUGUUCGGUGAACGUCGUUGGGACAUCUUAGCCAAGGUGUCAGGCCUUAACAGGACAGGCAAGAGUUGCAGGUUGCGCUGGGUUAAUUACCUUCACCCCGGCCUCAAACGCGGCCGCCUGACGCCCCAGGAAGAACGCCUUGUGCUCGACCUUCAUGCAAAGUGGGGCAAUAGGUGGUCUCGCAUUGCUCGGAGGCUCCCAGGGCGCACGGACAACGAGAUCAAGAACUACUGGAGGACGCACAUGAGAAGGAAGGCACAAGAACGGAACAGGAGCGCAUGCCCCUCGCCCUCUUCGUCGUCCGUUGAUGGACCGCAACUUGGGAUCGAAAAGCCUGGCGGUGGGAGCGUUGCAGGGGGCAACUCCUUGAUCUCAGGGCUUGGGGUGAACGAUGAAGUCGCGAAAGGAUACACCAUGGAUCAGAUCUGGAAUGAGAUAGCUGCAUCGGCAUCGGCCAGUGGGUUGAGCUUCGAAGAAGAGCAAGACUGCCCUCCAAUGCCUUGUUCCAUGUGGGGAGUAGAUGACGAAGACACAAGGAUGCUGAAUCCCAUGCCUCUUCUUGCUUUCCCUUGUCAUGAAUUCUGAUAUGCUACAUCUACAUCUAUGUAAAUUUGAUAUGCUACCCUGCAUCCAUCAUCCGUGUUUCAUGUGACAAAGAUCAGUCAUCUAUUGUAGAAAGUCAAAGUCCCCUCCUCUGUUGUCUACAUAUAUCAAAGCUCGUUCUACUUCUUCUUCA